Racocetra persica is the source of this 713-nucleotide messenger RNA. Lineage: Eukaryota; Fungi; Glomeromycota; Glomeromycetes; Diversisporales; Gigasporaceae. The record is from the annotation of a GenBank genome assembly.
GCACUUUAGCAUCAAAAAUUACUAUCGAUGUUAAUAAUUAUUUGUCAUUGACUAACGUCUCAGAUUCUGUCUCAAAAACUUACACAUCUGAUGAUGAACAAUCAGUUAAUUCACAACAAUCCAGACCAAUCAUUAACAAAGUUGCCGAAGUUCAAACAGCACCAAUAAAUAAUAAUAAUGGUUUACAACCCGUGGUGACCAAAUCAAAAAAAUGCUCUAAUGAUACACAAAGUCAAACGCAAGCAGUUUAUGUCCUCCCAUGCAAUAUUAAUCAAAAAUAUAAAAAAUUGAAAAAAAUUUUAACUGCAAUCAUCACAAAUAACACUACUAUUAGUAACUUAAUCGAAACAAUUAAUGCCGAGAUUUUUGAAAAAUAUAAUCUUUGGAAAAAUGUGAAAUUUGUUAAAACCGAAAAUAAUGCAUUAAAAUUCGAAUUAAGCACUUUAAAAACAAAAUACAUUGAUUUGAAAAAGGAGAUUACCAAUUUAAAAGAAAAGAUCACUACUUCCAACGAAAGAAAAACAUUCCUUGAAUUACAAGGAACCAAAUUCAAGUAUACAAUUAAAACCCUCGAAGAUACGAUCAAAAGCUUUGAAGCUACUAUAAAUCUCAAAAAUAAUGAGAUAAAUCUCAAAGCACAACACAAAGAAUUUUUAAAGGAAUUAACUUUGUUAAAAAACAAAAAUGAAAAAGCCGAAAAUAGAAAAAUAUAA